GUGGUGGGCACACUGACCAAACACUGACCACUGAUGAAUACCACGAGCGACGGCUGCCCAGUCUGGUGCCACGCCACAAUCCUGAGCCCCAGCGUGCCCACAGGGGCGAGGACGAGAGCGAGGCGAGGCUGCUUUGGCUCCAAUAUUGAUCUCCCGCGUUUCCCUUACACUGCCCCGGACAAGGGAGAGGGUGGGGACAUGAGCCUGUCACGUCCACCUUCAGCCAUGCCAUGUGGUGUGGGCAUCCUGUGAUCGGUGCCCGGCAGUGAGGGAUGAGAGGGAUGCCCACGAGAAGAGUGCCGGGGAUGAGCAGUGAACACCUUGUGCAUGGGGGGGAGCAUCGCUGAGGGCACCAGGACCUUCGUCGACAAACUCGAGCCCUCGGGGGGACAGAUCGCCCCCCACGAUGACCAUUAUCGACCCCUCGACCUGAGGGCCUCGAUAACCACUGAUGGUCUAUCGAUUCGCCCAUUGAUUGAAGUCCCCGGGUCGACACUCAAUGACCAUGCGGUCGGGAGCGGCGAGGCUCCACCCAUGGCGCGGCCUCCAAUGGGGCGGCGGGACGGGACGACUCGCCCCGCCCAGCAGUGGUCCCGGGCCGCUGGUUGGCUGGCGGUACGCCCGGCUCUGGUACAGUCACGUGACAUGCGUGGACGCACCGAACUCCAGUCAAUCUGUACGUAGCCGAGUGACGGUGCAGUGUGUUGGUGGGGCUCCGCGUCAUUUCGCCUUAUAUCUCCAGCCCAAGGAGUUUAUUCACCCUGGAAUCCGGUGAAAAGUGUGUGUGAAGUUACAGGCUGUGUGUGUGUGGAAGCUCAGGCCUGAAAUCUUAUAGGAAAGGUGCGAAAAGUGAGUAAAAGAGUGCAGUGUGAAGGCUGUGCCUCGGUCGUGGGCCAGACAAGAUGGCGGAGUGGGAGCGAAGGCCGUGAGGAGGUCGCAGUGCCUCAGCCCAGCCCAGGAUUACUAGCACGGAUUUACCCGGGACUCGGACCUUCCUCUUGCAGCAUCUCUCUGCCAACAGUCACAGGUGAUGGCGGCGGCGGCUGCGGGAGGAGGCGGCGGCGGCGGCGGCGGAGGGGCGGCGUCGUCGGCGGUGCAGCAGCUGGGGUCGGCGGGCAUGAGCGUGAGUCUGUCGGAGCUCAACCCUCACUUCGUCUGCGUCCUCUGCUUCGGCUACUUCGUCGACGCCACCACCAUCACCGAAUGCAUGCACACCUUCUGCAAGUCGUGCAUCGUCAACUUCCUCCGCACGAAGCGCCACUGCCCGCGCUGCGACACGCUGCUCACCAAGACGCGCCCCUGCAACAGCCUCAGAGCCGACCGCGUGAUGCAGGCGCUGGUGUUUAAGACGGUGCCCGGGCUCUUCCAGAUGGAGAUGAGACGGAGGAUUGAGUUCUACCAGGGCCACCCCCACGCCGACUACGAGCAAGACGUGGAGGACUUUCAACACUACGUCUUUAGUCCAGACGACUCGGUCAGCCUCUCCAUCCGCUACUACAACUUCAGGGAUGAUGAACCAAGUGAGAAAAACGAGCAGAAAGAAGAACAAGAACAGCAGGAAGGGAAGGGAGAAAAGGAGGAGAAGAAGGAGAAGGAGGAGGAGGAGGAAGAAUCGGGAGAGAACCAAGAGCAGGAGAACAACAACAACAACAACAACAACAACAACAACAACAACAACAACAACAACAACAACAACAACAACAACAACAACAAGAAGCAGGAGGAGGAGGAGGCGGAGGAGAGGGGGCCCGUUGUGAGGUACUUCCGCUGCCCCGCCACGGUGCCUGUCGCUGUCCUGAAAACCCUCGUCAAGACCAAAUACCGCGUGCCUGACCCCUUCAGAGUGGAGUUGCUGUACGGGGAUGACAGACUGCUGGACUCCUGGACGUUGAUGGAGGUGGCUUAUAUCUACAAGUGGAAGAGGGAAGCACCGAUGGAGCUGAGCUUCCAGGUGGUGGCCACAAGAAAGGUGAGGAAGCGACGGCAGCAGUCCGCCGCCCCCAGCGUGGCUGAGGAGACGGAGGCUGCGGCGGCAGACAAUACGGAGCCGCCGGCCGCCGAGGAGCCGCCCGACAAAGUUGCCAGGCUGGAGGAAGCGCCCUGCACCAACACCGUCAUGCUCUCCGACGAACAGACGCCCAUGCACCCGCAACCCCCCACGCCUCCCGAGACCCCCGAGGGAGGACGUGGCAGGGAGGGUGAACAGUUCCCUGUUGAGGGGCAAACCAUCACUGACCUGCAGCUCCCUCACGGCGACGACGCGGACGACAUGGCUGGCAACGAGGCGCCCACGCUGGAAGAGCAGCAGGACGCCGGGCACGUCAUGGAGGAGGAGGCGCCGGAGCUGCAGGCUGAGGUGCCUUUCAGUGUGCAAAAUGGCCUCUCGGAGGAGAGUCCACAGCGCGAGAAGGACGAACCUGACGGCGGCGACGCAGACAGUCACCACAUGGAGGCCAAUGAGGACUUCGACACCUCGAAGGAGUCCAACGAGCUAAUUGUUGACCACGACUCCGAGACGCCGCUGGAGGUGGACACAAGCCACGAGACGGAGCCAGAGGGCGAGGGCGAGGGGGAGGGGGAGGGGGAGGGCGACGGCGACCACGACGGGGAGCAAAAUGGUGACAAAGAGAAGGGCGGCGACAACUCUGGUAACAAUGGGGUGGACGAAGAGACAGACACCGGAAAACACUGCAGGGAUGAUGAGCAGGAGGACAGUGCCAUCGACGUGACGGAGAACAGCCCAAGCGAGCCCAUGGACAGUGACGACAAAGACACUGACCUCAACGUGAGCACCGAGUCGACGGAGCUGGAGGUGGAGGAGCAGCACGAGAGCAGCACCACCACGCGGGAGGUGCAGACCGACGAGGGGCCCAUCAACCUGAGCCAGGGCUGCCGCGGCGACAAGGGGCUCAGGAAGGACUGUUACGUCUUCACGGACAACGAGGACGACGAGGAUGACUACGGAGAGCAGGAGGAGGAACGGGACGAGAUGGGUGCCCUGGACCUGUCCCGCCACGCCCGCAGCGUGAGGGAGGCGAGGACGCAGCGCGAGAGUCUGGAGUCGCCGCCCAGUGACGGAGGAACAAGAGGUGACAACCGCAACGCCCGGGGGCAAGGCACCCAGACGAUUCUCUCCAUCACGCAGAGCAAAAAGUCCAAAAAGCUGAAGCAGCAGUCCGCCUGCACCACUGGCUCGGUCACGCCCACCGCCCAGACGGCGUCCAUCGUGUCGCCCAUCACGCGGCCGCCAAUGGCCCUGGACUGGGCGUGCUCGCCGCUGGUGUCCAAUCCUGUCAACGCUCAGGCGGUGGGCUUCCAUGACCUCAUGACGCUGUCUCACGCAGCGGUUCAGUUGCAGCUAAUGGCCCACCACGCCCAGGCCCAGGCCCAGGUCCAGGCCCAGGCCCGCGCCCAGGCCGAGGUGCAGGCCAGGGCCCAGGCACAGGUCCUCAAGAGCCUCAAGUCCACCGAGUCUCUGAGCUUCAUCAACGGCUCGGGCGACACCCUCACCAUCAGCCCCAUCACAACCUCCUCGCCAGAAGUCAAAUCCAAGACCACCUACUCCAAGGCCGUCACCAAGACCCACCACACCCCCAAGACCGUCAACGGCAGCUCCUACAGCAAAAACUUCAGCAACAAGUCGCACCACACGCACAAGUCCGGGGGAAGCAUCCCCAGCCCCAACAACAACAAGGUCAGCAGCACCAUCAACCACGGCAGCAUCCGAACAACAAUCCCGAAGUCCGCCCUCGCCACCUCCCUCAAGAUCCCCAACGUGUCCUCCGUCAGCUCCAAGACCAACGGCACCACCUCCCUCUCCUCGCCCAAGCCCGAGAAGGACCACCAGGAGAGGACAGGCGACCCGGUCUUCAAGAUAACCAACCAGAAGUUGGCGGAGUUUGUCAGGCGGCAGCACCAGGAGCAGAAGAUGAAGCAAAGAAACAACAACUUCAAGUCCAGCACGACCUCCACCACCACCACCUCCUCCUCCUCAUCCAACCUGAGCUCAUCCACCUCCCCCUCCACCUGCCCCUCCUCGAAGCCUCACACCAAUACCAACACCAGCCUCAAAGUGGCACCCAGUUCCAUGUCCACCACCACCAGCCUCAGCAGCUCCGUCAGCCGGCCGCCCACGGGCUCCAGCCAGAGCAUCCGUGCCACCAACACCAGCGUGCGGCAGAUCCCCAACCCGUCGCUGCUCCGCCAACAGUCAGAGUCACGCAUCACCAGCGGCCUCACCGGGCUGGGGCUCGGCUCCCGGCGGCCCUCGGAAUCCAUCAGCAGGAUCGAGAGUCUGACGCGCUCCUUGCACGAGAAGGUGGCCGCCUCGUCCCUGGCGGCGACCAUCAACUCGGCGGCCAGAUAAGCGGAGGCGCAGCGAGACCCACGACUCGCCUUGUGGCCGCUCAGCCACGCGAUGACUCAGCGCUGCGUCAACCUGUUCACGAGGAAAAAACGACUGAAUUCACUGACUCCAGCGUCCCUCCGCACCGCGGCAGUGCUGUGUAUGUAGACUUGGUGCUAGAGGUGUCGUGCUUUUACUCCCUGUACAAAGCGGUGACGUGUAAAUAUGGCCGCCACCCCCGGAGGAGUGUAGCAGGGGCGGCUCCGCGGGGCUGCGAGGAGACUGUGCCAGCGUGGCGCGCCUCCCGCCCCGCCCCGCCUUCCUCAUCUGCUGCAGGAGGCCCCGCGCGGCCCCUCAGCAUCGUGCGCGUAUUCCAUUGACAAAACUUUAUUGACUCUAGUGAAGUAGAUCUGACACCCUGUGGGACUGUCCACGUUACAAACAGUGAUAUAGUAUUUAACGGUAGCGAAGUAAGGACGAUGAACCUUUGCUUGUAAUCUGGCUUUAAUUUGAACUUAUACGGAGGCAGCGACGACUGCGGGCGGCACCUCGCUGCAGGCCGCUGCACCUGUGCACCACCUGUCACGCCAUGAUGCUCCGUCAUCAUUUCUUGUCCUCAUUUUUCCCGCCAGUCAGCGGCCCGCGUCGCGCUGCCCCGUGUCCCGUGCACGACCGGGGAGGCCCACCUCCGGGCGCCCCGCAGUCGUCCAGCCGCCGCCUCACCAAAGAGCUUUGCCGAUGCCGACUCCCUUUAUUGUUUCUGCUCCGUCGUGUGUACAUAGGCAGUUAGUGAUAGCAUAGCCGUGUUUAUUAUUAUUCCAGUUGAGUGUCGCAUAUAAUCACAACUCUUUCUUCUUGUCUUCCUUCCUGUAGUUCUUGUACCAUAUAUAUGCACAUUGUUAUCUCGGGCAAGACAGGACACUCCGCCUGGCUUCUCUUCUCCCGUGCAUCAUACUCCACUGCGUAUUACUGUUCUUAUUUAUACCCGUGACCUGUGUCGUAGUGCUUAGCCCCCGCCCCCCCACCCGCGGCGCCGCCACGCACGCAUGCUGCAGCCGCGACGCCUGCCUGCCCGUGGCGGCGCCCUCAUCGCCCCCACACCCUCACCCGCUGUUGAUUGUUUACUGUGUUAGUUCCUGAGUGUGGGUGACGCCGAAGGAGGAUCAAAUCUCACACAGCCGCUCUCCAGCCUCUCGUGGGGCCCCUGGCGGCUGGCCUUUGUCUCUCCCUCUGUCCUGGUGACGCGAAGACUCUGCCUCCGACGGGGAACAGAGACUCCAGAUGAGGACGUGAAGCAGAAAGCAGCACAGUGCAAGUAGCUACAGAUUGCUCCUCGGCAGUGUACAGGCGAGGGAGGAGGGUGAUGGUGGUGGUGGAGGGAGUGGAAUGACGCGUGAGGAAAGGUUACGUUAGGUCGCCAUUCCCCGCUCCCCCUCCCUCCCCCAGCACCUCCCUCUCCCUACCUCCUUCCUCCUUCCCCCCUCUCCCAUGCUCUCCCUCGCUGGUCCCUCUCAAAGUCCAGCCAGUUUUCGGUUAUGUUCCUGAGGAAAUUAUUUUGCGUUACAGUUGUAAAUGAUCCACAUUAUUAUUGUUGUAUCCAUUAAUAUUAUUUUAUUAUUUAUGAAAAAGAUAAGCGUGCCAUGAUGAUGAUGAUGAGGAUAAUGAUGACGAUGAUGAUGAGUUUGUUCGUUUGUUUGUUGUUUCCCGUGACUUAUUUGUGUGAAUGUUAGUCAGUACGUAUGUGUGUUCGUAUGUGUGGUUUUCUGGUCUCCCUUGAGGGCAUUCAGCUGGAUUUUCUGCGGUUACUGCAAGCACACACACACACACACACACUCACACACACACACACACACACACACACACACACACACACACACACACACACACACACACACACACACAACACUUUGGCACGAGAAAGGCAACACACUGCACCAUCAAAGCCUGCAUGUAUCAAGUAUCAAAAAAUCUACAAGGAGUCAGAUCAAGAGAAGAUCCCCGAACGAUCCUUUCCCGCAUGAAUCAGCGACAAAAACAAGACUUUCCCUCAACUUUAUAAACGACAGAUGCGAAGCUUUCACUGGACUCUUUAAUUAAACGACAGACAAAAGUUUUCCUUAUACUCUACACGACACUCGCAUAAAGCUUUACCGGAACUCUAUGAAUGACGGAUAUAUAAGCCUUUUUUUUACACCUUAAACGACAGAGACAAAGCUUUCCUUGGACUCUUUUAAACGACAGACAUAAGCUUCAAUUGGACUCUAUGGACGACACACAAACACUCUCUUUGGACUCUAAACACUAAACGACAAAAUCCCAAAAUCCAUCGCCUUCUUCCUCCUCCUCAGCCAAUGACUCUCCAAGGCACUCCCGACGCGGCUGUAUCUCCACCAGGUAGUACAAAAUGCAUUAUGAGAUAGGGCCGUUGAUGCAGCCGACCGUCCUCAGUUCCUAUAUCCGUCUUUUUGUCCCACGUUCAGGAAUCUAAUCUAACGCACCCCCUUAAAGUCAGAAGCUCCUUGAUUCGCAGCUUAAAGGUGUUGAAAUGCAGUUCUGAUGAUGCCAGUAACAAAGACUCGUCACUUCUGUCACUCAUACUAACACGAACACCGUCAGACUGAUUUCAUACCACCUUCACACACGCCUCAACACAGCAACACCAGCCGCACCUCAACACAGCGCAUUCAUACCAUCCGCUCACCAGCCAUCAACAUUCAUAUAGCUUCGUAUCAUUCACCCAGCAACACCCCGAACACAAACACAAACCAUGCUCUCGCCCAUAAGAAGAAACACACCAACACAACUUGAUAACUGACUCUGACACGCGACGCAACACACCGACACCACACAACUACCAACAGCAAGAUGAACAGUACAAACGGCAUGCAACACAAAGCCUCAACACUACCCCCCCAAACAUCAACAUAGCAACUUGGAGGCAGGCAAACACGCACGAUCCCUCUAACAGCAACACUUCAACACUACAGUCACGCCCACGGCAAACUGCUACCUGUCCAACACAAACAACCACAACACAACACUCAGGAAUGCACGGCGCACAAAGCGUCGUGUGUGUGUGUGUGUGUGUGUGUGUGUGUGUGUGUGUGUCCAGGUAAUACACUCAACACUUAGGGCAUUCAUGACUCCCCUCUCCCCCCUCCCCCCCGCGUGAUAUAUACAUUCGUGUGUUUGUGUUGUAGUUAGUAUGAAUGGCAUACGCGUCUCUAUGUUCAAAAUCUACACUUAAAGAGUAUAUAUAUUUACUGUUGCAAGGGUCAGUUUUCAUGAAGGGGGUCCGUCUUGCGCGGCGCCCGUUCUUCCUCCUCCUCCCCCUUCUUCUGUUGCUCUGUGCUCCUCGUUGUGGGCCCCGCGGCAGCUUCAUCCCCUGGGUUCACGCCCGGAGGUGGGUCUGCCGCAGGGAACGUUCUGGGUUCGUCUUCAUUUAUAUAUUUCUCUUCUUAUCUGCUAUUUGUUGGUUACCAUUUCUUGUUGUUUUGUUGUAAUAUUUUUUUAUCAUUAUGUAUCUUCCGUGCGUCUUCCGUUCGUUCUCUCCGCCUCUUUUAGUGUCUGUUCUGUGGUCGCCUGAGCGUGGCUUGUCUCAGUCAGUCAAUCAGUGUGUGUGACGCCGUGACGCACGGAGCAUUUACGGUCAGUCCUCGUGUUCGUGCCGUGAUCGUGUCCGCAAGGCGGCCAAGGGAGUGAAGUACCCUUGGAGCUGAUAGCGGCGGCGGCGGCGAUGGCGGCGACAGUGACCCCGACACACCGGCUGGUGCUGCGCCCACCACCACUGCCGCCAGCACAGUACUGUAUGAUACACACACACACACACACACACGCUGAGGGGCGCCAGGCGUGCUGCCCUCAGCCGCGGCGUCCAGCACACGUCGAUAGGGUCGCCUCCCCCCAGCGGGCCGCCCAGUGCCCGGCGUGCCGCCAAGAGUGGGAAUCAUAGUCAUUAAAAGAAACAAACAGACAUGUACCUGAACCUCGAUGCCAAUACCCGCCUCUAGCCACGCCAGAACGGCAGCCUGGUGCCCCGACCCAACCCAACACGCCACGCCACGCCACGCCACCCCCACGCCGCCCCGCCCCUUGUAGACGAUGAUGGCCCGCUAACACGAGGACUGACUAACUUGAUAUGUGUGUGUGUAUAUAUAAUAUAUACACACAUUGUCCGUGCAUCAGCUGUCACGCCGAGGCCGAGGUUGCCGGCGACUCGCUCCUUGAUUCUUUUCCACACCCAAUAAGUGCACUCUGUAGGGGUACAGUGGACGGUGCUUGUUUUGUAUCAUCGCAGUCAUCACAUGUAGAGGUGACCCAUGGAGAAAAUAUAGUAUACUGGAUAAUAACUCAUGUCUUACU
Eriocheir sinensis (Chinese mitten crab) is the source of this 8707-nucleotide messenger RNA. RefSeq names its product probable serine/threonine-protein kinase tsuA. The transcript is spliced from 8 exons. Gene Ontology annotation, cellular component: PRC1 complex. Gene Ontology annotation, molecular function: promoter-specific chromatin binding. Gene Ontology annotation, biological process: negative regulation of transcription by RNA polymerase II. The coding region runs from base 1031 to 4366 and encodes 1111 amino acids. The record is from RefSeq and is a predicted model, not a curated record. Lineage: Eukaryota; Metazoa; Arthropoda; Malacostraca; Decapoda; Varunidae.